UUCCAGCAGCUGUUCUCUCUCUGACGACUCGCAGUGGAAACCAGUCUGAUGUUUUGAGGGUGAAGUGGAAACGUGGAGCCGGUGAUCUGAGUGGGUUCCUUCUCUCUCUCUAUGACCCAAACGACUCACGCCAAGCUGAGCAACAUCUUGGGUCAGAGGUCACAGAGUACGUCUUCUCACAUCUGGUCCCAGGACGACUGUACCGAGCUGAGGUCCUCAGUCUGAGCGGAGAGCAGAGCAACCGAGCGUCUGCCAUAGGCCGGACUGCUCCGAGACCUCCAACUUCCUUCCUGUUUGGGGGGGUCACCAACACAUCGCUGGAGAUCACGUGGAGUGGCCCCGCAGGUUCCGACUAUGAUGACUUUGACCUGCAGUGGACCCCUGGGGACCAGCUGUCCGUCAUCAACCCGUACCACAGCCGGACGUCUGGCAGCCGCAUCCUGAGAAACAUGUUCCCUGGACGACUUUACACCUUCAUCCUCCGCACGGUCAGCGGAGCCACGGAGCCUGGGGCUAUGCCCACCCACAGCACACCCAUCCAAUACAGCAUCCGAACCAAACCAGAGCGAGUCCACAGCCUCCACUGUCACCCUCAGAGCUCCACCUCCAUCUCCUGCUCGUGGGGGCCUCCGGUAGCCGACUAUGACUCAUACACUGUUGAGUGUCUCCGUCAUGACUCCCAGACACUGGUCUACUCCAGACGCACUGGACGAAACUCAACCACCUAUGUCAUCACUCAGCUGGAGCCCCACAAACGCUACACCGUCUCCGUGAAGGUGAUCUCAGAUGCCACGACCAGCGAAGAGGCUGAGGACAGCGUGGUCACAAUGAUCGACAGUCCACCAGCCCCCCCGCUCAGUGUCCGGGUCAGCGAUAAGUCUGCCGUGGUCACCAGGUCAUCCAUCAGCUUCACAUUUAACUGCAGCUGGUUCAGUGACGUCAACGGAGCCAUAAGGUUCUUCACUGUGGUGGUGACGGAGUCCGAAGGUUUUGAUAACGUGAAGCCGCAGCAGCAGCAUCCUCUGCCUUCCUACCUGGACUACAGGUCCAACAGCUCCAUCAAGUCCUAUCAGACCAGUUACUUCCCCAGUCACUGCACCCAGGGCCCCGAUGGACACCACAGCCUCCAGAUCAGUUUGGGGAUGGGGAUGGACUCGCUGGGGGGGGCCUGUGACCCAGAGAGAGACCUGAUCCACUUCUGUGAUGGACCACUGAAACCUCAGACCUCCUACAGACUCAGUGUUCGAGCUUUCACUCAGCUGUUUGACGAUGAGAAGAGCGACUCCAGCAUCACGUCUCCUCUGUACGCUGACACCUACCUGUCGCUGCCCGUGGUCACAGAGGCUGAGCCCCUGAGCGGCGUCAUCGAGGGCGUCAGCAUCGGACUGUUCUUCAUCGUCCUGAUGGUUGGAAUCACUUCUCUGCUCGCCUGCAGAUACAAGUCUCGCAAAGUAGUUGAAGAGAGAGCGGUCGUCAGAGUGAGUGUGAGGAGAGAGAGAGUGACGACAGGAGUUAAUCUGGGGGUCAGAGGCCACCGUCGCAGUUCAAGUCCCAUCAAGAUCACAAACUUUGAGUCUCAUUACCACAAACUUCUGGCUGACUCCAACUACCUUCUGUCAGAGGAGUACGAGGACCUGAAGGACGUCGGUCGUAAUCAGCUUAUGGACUCGGCUCUGCUGCCGGAGAACCGCGGGAAAAACCGAUAUAACAACAUCUUGCCCUACGAUUCAACGAGGGUCAAACUGUCGUAUGUAGAUGAUGAUCCCUGCUCUGACUACAUCAAUGCCAGCUACAUCCCGGGUAACAACUUCCGUCGAGAGUAUGUUGCCACUCAGGGACCUCUGCCCGGGACCAAAGAUGAUUUCUGGAAGAUGGUUUGGGAGCAGAACGUCCACAACGUGGUGAUGGUCACUCAGUGUGUGGAGAAAGGACGGGUGAAGUGUGAUCACUACUGGCCUUUUGACCAGGAUCCUCUGUACUAUGGAGAUCUGAUCGUGCAGAUGUUGUCAGAGUCGGUUCUGCCUGAGUGGACCAUCAGAGAGUUCAACAUCUGCAGCGAGGAUCAGCUGAGCGUCACUCGUCUGCUCCGUCAGUUUCACUUCACAGUGUGGCCUGAUCAUGGAGUUCCAGAAACCACACAGUCCCUGGUGCAGUUUGUCAGAACCGUCAGAGAUUACGUCACCAGAACUGGAUCCGGAUCAGGACCUACUGUGGUCCACUGCAGUGCUGGUGUGGGUCGUACAGGCACCUUCAUUGUUCUGGAUCGAGUGCUGCAGCAGUUGGACACCAAGGACACACUGGACAUCUACGGCUCUGUGUUUGACCUGAGACUCCAUCGAUCACACAUGGUGCAGACUGAGUGUCAGUACUCUUACCUGCAUCAGUGUGUACGAGACGUUUUGAGAGCCAGGAAGCUUCGCAGUGAGCAGGAGAAACUUUUCUGUCCCAUCUAUGAAAACUACAGCAGAGAGACGCUGAACUCCAGACGUUGAAGAUUUAAAGACGACAGAUGUGGAGCUUCACAGAAACACAACAAUUCUAUUUUUAUAUCCCUCCCUCUUUACAUUUUAAUGAUAAGCUGUACAUGUUUCAUACCUGUC
This is a messenger RNA of Paralichthys olivaceus (Japanese flounder), 2600 nucleotides long. Lineage: Eukaryota; Metazoa; Chordata; Actinopteri; Pleuronectiformes; Paralichthyidae. The record is from RefSeq and is a predicted model, not a curated record.